Zonotrichia albicollis (white-throated sparrow) is the source of this 571-nucleotide messenger RNA. Lineage: Eukaryota; Metazoa; Chordata; Aves; Passeriformes; Passerellidae. The record is from RefSeq and is a predicted model, not a curated record.
GAAAAAAAAAUCAACCACUCAAAAAAGAAAAAGAAAAAAAAAAAAGGGAAAAAAACUAAAUCAAGCCAACCCCACACUUAGCGGAAACUUGUCAAAGAAUGCUCCUAAAGUCUGGUUUUCUCCUGCUGCUGCUGAUCAGUGCAUCCGCAUCCCACGAAGCCGAGCAGAAUGACUCUGUGAGCCCCAGGAAAGCGCGGGUGGCGGCGCAGAACUCAGCCGAGGUGGUUCGGUGCCUGAACAGCGCCCUCCAGGUGGGCUGCGGAGCCUUCGCCUGCCUGGAGAACUCCACGUGCGACACGGACGGGAUGUACGACAUCUGCAAAUCCUUCCUCUACAGCGCUGCUAAAUUCGACACUCAGGGAAAAGCGUUCGUGAAGGAGAGCCUGAAGUGCAUCGCCAACGGGGUGACCUCCAAGGUGUUCCUGGCCAUCCGCAGGUGCUCCACGUUCCAGAGGAUGAUCUCGGAGGUGCAGGAGGAGUGCUACAGCAAGCUGGACCUGUGCGGCAUCGCCCGCCGCAACCCCGAGGCCAUCACCGAGGUGGUGCAGCUCCCAAACCACUUCUCCAACCG